Messenger RNA from Pararge aegeria (speckled wood butterfly), 666 nucleotides. Its product is annotated as peritrophin-1-like. Gene Ontology annotation, cellular component: extracellular region. NCBI's taxonomy places the organism in Eukaryota, Metazoa, Arthropoda, Insecta, Lepidoptera, Nymphalidae. The record is from RefSeq and is a predicted model, not a curated record. The transcript has 5 exons. The annotation marks the transcript as partial. Gene Ontology annotation, molecular function: chitin binding.
UCAGGUAUAAAAGUCCUGCCGCUUCUCUUCCUCGUAAGCUGCGUAGCCCGCAGCGUCAGAGGGUCGUUCGAGGGCGUCGAUCCGAAUACGCUCUCAUGUGAUCCAAAAGGACAGAUUUUCCUCCUACUUCCACAUUUUACCGACUGCACCAAAUUCUUUAUGUGCGCGCACGGAGAGGAGGUGCUUUUCUCCUGCCCCGGUGGUCUCUACUUCGAUUUUGUAAUUCAAACUUGCAACUGGCCCCAAGCAACCGACUGCAUUCUCCGUAACCAGGAAAGUGAUGAGGAUAUCGACAACGGAUCUGGUGAGGACUUCCUGAGUGACAAGGCCGAUUUACCUUACGAUGGUAGUAUCAACAGCUUGACAGGUGACGGCGUGGCUAACAAGAUCAGGCCGCUAAACAUCGAGCAGCCUGGCAAAUCGCCCAGUUACAACACCAUGCUCAACUGCGUAAGGGCGGACGACGCGUCCAGACUUGUGCCUUACAAAGGUGAUUGCCAGCGAUACUGGCAUUGCGUGAGUGGCGUACCACAGACUGCGUACUGCUCAGAUGGCCUGUACUUCAACGAGAAAACCCAGCAAUGUGACUUCGAGGCAAACGUCAAAUGUUCCGUCGCGCAAGAAGACGAGCUUAACGGAGAGUUCCUCAUGACAAAGAAGAAAUAG